GGCGCUCGAAUUUAACAAAGUGCCACCGUGUACCUAGGCGGUUUGCGUUUCGGAGCGGUGGUAGAUGAGCUAUUGAAAUAUACGCGAUUCUUUCAAAUUGUGAAAGACUUUCAUUGUCGUGAAACGACCUUACCGUGACCUCAAGGAGUGUGCAGUGACUGUUGGUGAUAUUCAAGUGCAGUGAUGAGACCCCCGACGGAGUACGAUGGAGGCGCACGCCUGCCUGCCGAGGCCGAGGAGCCGGAUCCAAGGGCACCAGCCAUGAUGAUAUGUGCUAGAUUAGCAGGACGCGCGAUAAUCAGGGUUGUAGGAAGAUGCGAAGAUGCACAAGAAAACAGUCAACUUGACUUGUCGGAAUGCCAGCUCAUGCAAGUACCUGAUGCAGUAUACCACCUCAUGCGACACACAGAACUCAAAACCUGCGAUCUCAGUGGGAAUGUUAUAACAAAGAUACCACCCAAAUUCGCUGUCAAAUUUAGUUUAAUCACAGAAUUAAACCUGUCAAACAAUCAAAUGGCCAAGCUACCUGACGAGCUGUGUACCCUGGCUUGCUUACAACGGCUGGAUAUCUCACACAACACCUUUGUGGCUCUACCAAGCAUUGCAUCCCAGUGCCCCAGUCUGCAUACACUUCUUGCUCAUCACAAUCAAAUUAUUGAAGUGGAUGUCGACAGAUUAGCCAGAUCUCGAGCCCUUGAAUAUGUGGAUCUCAGUGACAAUCCAAUCCCUCCACGGACACACGAUGAACUGAAGCAGCUGACGCGACCUUCAGUCACUGUCUCAGAGAGAGAGAAAGAGGACUGGGAAGAAGACCUCUUAAUUUAGAUAAUUGUUCUCUAUAGACUCAUGCAUUCGGGCCAGGAAUUGGUAAUUGGAAAAUGCAAGGCCUACUGCUAAAAGGGGAUGGUGCAAAGCUAAUUGAUUACGAAAAGCUGGCCCUAACUCAGCUGUGAUUUAUCUCUGUGAAAAGGGGACAAUAUCAACAUGAUAUUUUAGUGAAUUUGAUGUUUUGUGUAUACAAGUCUAUGAUGAUUAUUGUCAUGGUUGGAGACUUGAGAAUGAAUUUAUUAACAAAUGUGCUCAAAAUAUUUCGCGUACUUAAUUAGGAUAGGGAAACAUUAUGCCACAUCAAAAUAAUAUGAAAUAUAAUUUUGUGGCAUUAUUUGUGUAUUUAACAAUUAUUUGACAAAAUUCUAUGAUGAUCAUUUUGAAUAUGAAUAUAUUUUUGAUAUAUAAAAUGUUUGGAUCGGUAUUAUGUUGAUGUAUCUCAUUGUUUUGAAUACUAUUAUAUACUAGUCCAUCAUUUAAUUAAGUGCAAUGUUUAUUAAUAAUUCCAAAUAGAAAAAAAAAAUAUUGUUAGUAUAAUUUUUAAUUAAGGUAACAUCUGGGCAAUACCCUAAGAUAAUAUGUUUUAGCAAUAUCUGCAAUAAUGAGAUUGCAUUUCUGCAAAAAUAUUUUUAGCUUUUUCUAUAUUAACUAUUUCAGAAUUCAGCACAUGGUGCUAUGUGAUGAACUGAUUACUACUAUUGCCCAAAGACGUAAUGACUGAUGCUGUAAAUCACUUUUACACCAACAUGUUUCAAAUGUGUAUCUAGAAAAUAAGUCUUUGUGAUGUGUUUUAGAAACUAAAAUUUAUUUUAGCUAAGUACCUAAUUAAAAACAUCAAAAAAGUU
Galleria mellonella (greater wax moth) is the source of this 1673-nucleotide messenger RNA. It is a transcript of the gene Sclp, whose product is annotated as leucine-rich repeat-containing protein 57. Gene Ontology annotation, molecular function: protein binding. The record is from RefSeq and is a predicted model, not a curated record. The transcript has 4 exons. The coding region runs from base 184 to 825 and encodes 213 amino acids. NCBI's taxonomy places the organism in Eukaryota, Metazoa, Arthropoda, Insecta, Lepidoptera, Pyralidae.